AUGGGCUCUCCCACUGAUCUUCACAUGGAAGCUGUCAAACGCAUUCUUCGAUACCUCAAGGGCACUCUUGGUCAUGGUUUACCUUUCCAUCGGUCCCCCAAUUCCACCAUUCUUGUUGCCUAUUCGGAUGCUGACUGGGCAGGUUGCCCCGAUACACGUCGCUCGACAACUAGCUAUUACAUGUUCUUAUGGUCAAAUUUAAUUUCAUGGAGUGCUAAGAAACAACGUACGGUCUCACGCUCUAGUGCCGAGGCAGAACACCGUGCCCUCACCUAUGCAUGUGCUAACACCAUUUGGAUACAGUGUCUCCUUCAAGAACUACAAUUCCCGCUCCGCCAGCCAGUUCUCCUCAAUUGUGACAAUCUCUCUGAGACAUACAUGGCUGCCAAUCCUGUUUUCCAUGCCCGCAUGAAACAUGUUGCUCUUGAUUAUUGA
Prunus avium (sweet cherry) is the source of this 435-nucleotide messenger RNA. Lineage: Eukaryota; Viridiplantae; Streptophyta; Magnoliopsida; Rosales; Rosaceae. The record is from RefSeq and is a predicted model, not a curated record.